AUGGCGUUGUCGCCAUCGUCUGCGCCAACUAGCCCGCUCCCGCGGCAGCUGCUGCGGUACGCGUCGUCCCAGCUCGUCGCCGCCCUCCGUCGCCCAGCUCCAAUCAUCAGUCUGCCGAGUGCGCCGCGGGGAGUGGAUGCGGCUGCGGCGGCGUCCCCGCGGCUCCGGGCGGCGAGCAGGGCCGCACCCGCUCCUUCCCCGAAAGGGCGUCCCGGCGCGCCGAGGCAAGGCAGCGGCGGACAAGUCCACGCCGCUCCGGCGAUGGCGACGAUAGCGCGCGUGGUUACGCCUAUGCGACGGCCCACGCCGCCUGGUCCCCCGGCGCUGGGCAGCGGCGGCAGAACGAACGCUGUGACGACGGCGGCAACCGCGGCCGCGCACGUGGUGAAGCGAGGACCUGCUCCACCAGGCCGCCCUGCGGAAGGCAGCGGCGGAAAAGUCCAUGCCGGGUCGCCGGCGGCGACGGCGCGUGUGCUUAUGCGAGGGCCCGCGCCGCCUGGUCCCCCGGCAGAAGGCGCCGGCGGCCGUGGUGGAAUCAUCCAUGCUGUUGCUUCUUGA
This is a messenger RNA of Miscanthus lutarioriparius, 558 nucleotides long. The record is from the annotation of a GenBank genome assembly. Lineage: Eukaryota; Viridiplantae; Streptophyta; Magnoliopsida; Poales; Poaceae.